Messenger RNA from Lolium rigidum, 2919 nucleotides. RefSeq lists its product as uncharacterized. The coding region runs from base 178 to 2511 and encodes 777 amino acids. Gene Ontology annotation, biological process: regulation of DNA-templated transcription. Lineage: Eukaryota; Viridiplantae; Streptophyta; Magnoliopsida; Poales; Poaceae. The transcript has 7 exons. The record is from RefSeq and is a predicted model, not a curated record. Gene Ontology annotation, molecular function: DNA binding.
UUCUUCCCCCAUACGUCUCCUCCCCGCUCCCCCCUCAAAAUCCCCAAAUCCGACCAAACCCUAGCCAAAUCCCCUCCCCCCGCUUCCUUCGCUGCUAAGUAUAUCCCCCGCGCUACGAAUCUCCGGGCGGAUUGGGUGCUGCAAUCGGUGGAUGAGAGCUUGGGAGAGCGGGGGACGAUGACGGUCAUGGAGCUCAAGAAGCUGCCGCUCGGGUUCCGGUUCCACCCCACCGACGAGGAGCUCGUCAGGCACUACCUCAAGGGGAAGAUCACGGGGCAGAUCAAGGCCGAGGUCGAGGUCAUCCCCGAGAUCGACGUCUGCAAGUGCGAGCCGUGGGACCUCCCAGAUAAAGCGUUGAUCCGCUCCGAGGAUCUUGAGUGGUUCUUCUUUGCACCCAAGGACCGCAAGUACCCCAAUGGAAGCAGGUCCAACAGGGCGACUGAGGCUGGCUACUGGAAGGCCACCGGGAAGGACAGGAUCAUCAAGUCCAAGGGCGAGAAGAAGAAGCAGCACAUGAUUGGCAUGAAGAAGACCCUCGUGUUCCACCGGGGACGAGCCCCCAAAGGCGAGCGCACUGGCUGGAUUAUGCACGAGUACCGCACCACCGAGCCGGAGUUUGAAUCUGGCGAGCAGGGUGGUUAUGUUCUGUAUCGCCUGUUCCAAAAGACGUUGGAGAAAACUGAGCGCUCUACGCCGGAGGAAAUGGAUAAAAGUGGCUACUCCCCCACUCCAUCUCGUUCCACUCCUGACCAUAUGGAGGCAAACGAGGAAGCACUCACACCGUUAAAUAAGGAGUCUCCUGAAUCUGGUCUAUCUGGAUGUCCAAUUGACUUGCCGGGUACAAUUGAAACUCCAGCUGCGCCGAUUACAAGGUGGCUUGCAGACAGGAACGAUAAUCUGGCGACAAAUGAAGCAAACGUUUUUCGUGCGCCUUCUCAUGGUCAUGUUGAUGGAGGACCUAAGCAGGCGGGUGCUGCGGCUGGAUCUUUGACUCAGUUAAUUGAUUCACAGAAGAUAAAUGUUGGUUCAGAUGAAUUUGCAACAUUUCCUGCUCCCAUGUUACAGCAUGAUGUAGAUGCUCUCUUGAAUGAUUUUUCCCUUCAAGGACCUUCAGCUGAUUUUUGUGGCACUCUGAAACCCCGUGAUCCAGUGGAAGAUUUCUUGAACGAAGCAAUUGCUGAUCCAGAUGAGCAUUCAUCAUCAACAUCUAAAGUUCAGUAUGAUUCAGACACUGGGAAUAUGCCUGCUGAGUUUGACAACAACUGGGUUCUGCAGGGUGAUUUCCUAGAUGAUUCAAACUGGUUAGACAAUUUAAAUUUUGUGCCUGAUGACACAAAUCCGCAGCUGAGUGGAUUAUAUGAGAAUGCGACAUUGCUUCCUUAUGACAGCACUAAUCCAGAUGUACUUUCCAUGGACUCCGGUGAUGAGUCCUUGCAAGAUUUGUUCAAUACCAUGGAAGAUCAUAGUGGAAAAAGAGAUGUAUAUGAACCUGGAUUUAAUGCCAUGCAUCAGCAGUUACAGUCUAAUAUGCAUCCGAACUAUUUAUGGAGCACUGAACCUGGUUAUAAUGCUAUGCAUCAGCAGUUACAGUCUACUAUGCAACCAAACUAUGUAAUUUCUCAACAGGGCAUUGCAUCAAGGAGGUUAAAGCUAUGUGAUUCAUUGUCUGCUGUCGAUGUUGAGAGUCGAGAGAGCAUGACCAGAGAUGAACAUGAAGAAUCAGAUAUUGCUACUUCAAAGUAUAUGGGUGGAUCUGUUGAGUCAACUGCAGAUGUAGAUGAUGCUGAGUCAACAGGGGUUACUAUUAUGAGGCGGCCCCGUGCGCCUAGUUCAAAUGUGCUUUCAGAUGGAGAUGAUGCUGAAUCCACGGGGGUUACUAUCAUGAGCCGGCGCCGUGCGCCAAGUUCAAAUGUGCCUUCAGACGGAGAUGAAGCUGAAUCCACAGGGGUUUCUAAGAUGAACCGAAGCUCUGCUCCAAGUGCAUGCGUGCCUUCAGAUGGCGAUGAUGAUGUGUCAACAGGGGUUAAUAUUAUGAGCCGAGACACUGUUCCAAGUUCAAACACAGAUAGUUCAUUAACUCAACAGGGGGCUGCAGUGCGAAGGCUGCGGCUACAAUCGAACCUUAACGCAGGAACAUGUUCUAGUGUCGAUGGUUUGUCAAGUUGCAUUAUGGAUGAAAACGGAGGUGAUGAAGGGGUUAAAGCUGAGAUUGAAGAGCAUGUGGAAACGAACUUUCUUGACAAUUUUGGUUCUGUUGGCGACAGCCAGCCUGAUGCACAAACGGAUAUGCCUGAUCAUGAUGGUGCCAUGCUUAUUCCAGACGCCAAUUCUGUUUUGAGGCAGCGCAAGACACUGGAGAAAGGGGACAAGGAGAAGAAGCAGGAGUGUGGUCUUCAGUCACAUGUGAGAGAACCAAGGAAGAGGGGAGGCUUCCCAGCACACAUUAUCUGGCCAGUUCUGUCGGUAGCUCUGCUUGUCCUUGUCAGUGUUGGGAUGUACGGAUGGGCAUAGUAGCGCUCUCCCGGUGUGAGUUCAACGUGGCACGUUUCACCCACAAGCAGCAUCGCUGUGCCAUGUUCCCUUGUACAUAAGGUGUCUUACUGCCUGCGUUUAGACGGCUGUAAGAUCCCUCGAGUGUUUGUUCCCCUUCCAGCGAUCCGAGGCAGUAGAAAAUCCAAAAAAAAAGUUGUGAGGUAGCAAAUGAGAAGGGAGGAAGCAAGUAGUAAGUAUUUCUGUAGAUGUCUGUGACUUAGGUUCAUGCUAGUUUUUGUUCUGCUGUUACUGCAGAAUUUAGCCACCAGGUUUGUUAAGCAGUUGUAGUCAUGCCUGGGGCUGUCGUCGUCCUUUCUGCUUGUUGUUCUGAUGAUGUACUUAGCAAGAUCUGAACUUAAUUAAAUCUUUUACAUAUCCUUUUUUCCA